CGUGAGAUGAGAGGAGUAUUAUGUACAGAACUUGUCGCAUAGUAAUCUUGUUUUGUUUUGUUUGAGGAGGUUGGGAGCCGAAUCAGUUUAGAUUAGAAAUUUAGAAUGUCUGUAUCUGCCCGCGAAAUCCAACAAUAUUUUGACUCUUGUGCGAUGUGCGAUGGAACAACCUUUGCCUUCGCAACGAACGCCGCGCGUGUCUCUCCUCCGCUGCAUCCUAGUCGCCUCCUGCAUCACCGUCAUGCCGCCGGACGCCGAUGAGUGGGCCGUGGUCGAGCGCCGGGGCCCGCACCUGCUGGAGUCGGGGCGGCCCUUCGUCGUCCACGGCUUCAACACCUACUGGCUCAUGUACUUCGCCGCCGACCCCGCCACGCGCCCCACGGUCACCGCCGCCCUCGCCGAGGCGGCCGACGCCGGGCUCAACGUUUGCCGCACCUGGGCCUUCAACGACGGCGGCGACCGCGCGCUGCAGCUGAAGCCCUCCUCCUACGACGAAGAGGUCUUCCAGGUGAGCUUUGGCUGCUUCGGGUGGGCACGGCACGAUGCAUGUUUGAUGAAAUGCGUGGCAACUUGCUUGGGAUAUUGAUGAUGCAGCCAACUUGCUUGGGAUGCCAAUUUUGAUUGGGGAGUUUGGGGUAUCACUUAAGGACGGGAGGUUCGGCAAUGAAUUCCGAGAAUCUUUCAUGGAGACAGUUUACACAAUUUUCUCGAGCUCUUGGAAGAGUGGAGUGAUUGGGGGAGGCUGCCUUGUUUGGCAGCUCUUCCCUGAAAGUGCAGAGCACAUGGAUGAUGGUUAUGCAGUUAUUUUCAGAAAAUCAUCAUCCACAUUAAAUGUGCUUUCAAAUCACUCAAGGACUCUGGAAUAUUGAGAAUGUGCUGCCUACUUUUCUUCUUACCUAUAUUACACGGUCCAUGUUCUAAGUUUCUUUUUCAAGCCAAAGACAUCUGAAAAUUUGAAUGCUCAGUGUGUAAAUUGUAAGGCCCUAGUAUAUGUUGUCUUUUGGCUCUCAAAACUAAUGUUAUGUUAUGUAAAGAAAAGCUAAAAUACUAAUUUGUAAGGUGAAAUUCCAUCCUUCCAUCAUGCACUUACCUAAUGGCAUCAUAACAAUAUCCUUAUGUACUGGAGUAUUUUCUUGUUUGAAUACAAACUGUUGUUUCAUCCUUUA
Molecule: messenger RNA, 1166 nt
Organism: Panicum virgatum (switchgrass)
Lineage: Eukaryota; Viridiplantae; Streptophyta; Magnoliopsida; Poales; Poaceae
Product: mannan endo-1,4-beta-mannosidase 8-like
Exons: 1
Coding region: 161-586 (141 amino acids)
Molecular function (GO): hydrolase activity, hydrolyzing O-glycosyl compounds
Source: RefSeq, a predicted model, not a curated record